Phoenix dactylifera (date palm) is the source of this 405-nucleotide messenger RNA. Lineage: Eukaryota; Viridiplantae; Streptophyta; Magnoliopsida; Arecales; Arecaceae. The record is from RefSeq and is a predicted model, not a curated record.
AUGAGGUUCGUGAUUCGUGGCAAAUUGAGCCCUAGGUAUGUUGGUCCGUUCGAGAUCUUGGACAGAGUUGGAGAAGUGGCAUAUCGUUUGGCUUUACCACCAGCUUUAUCAAGUGUGCAUAAUGUAUUUCAUGUUUCAAUGCGGAGGAAAUAUAUUCCGGACCCGAACCAUGUGGUAGAUUUUGAGCCUAUAAGUCUGCAUGAGGAUCUGACUUAUGAAGAGUACCCGGUACGGAUUGUGGAUAGAAAGGAUCAAGUAUUGCGAAGUCGGACCAUUCCUUAUGUAAAGGUGCAAUGGAGCAACCACUCCAAAAGAGAGGCCACUUGGGAGCUCGAAGAAGAAAUAAAAGCCAAACACCCUCAGCUCUUUGGUAUUCCAGGUUCAUAUGGCACGAGGGCGUGGUAG